UUUCACAGCCAGCUGGGAUCGGACAGUCAUCCCAGUUCUGUCACAAAAAUCGUCAAUUUUGACAUAUUUCAACAUAAAUCCAGAAAUUCAUCAUUUGUCAUGUCAAAAUCGUUGUUUUCGUGCGACCCGUCGUCUACACCCUUCCAAAAUUGACCUCCCAGGCCCACAAUGCGCCGAGUGUUCGACACCGGACCUUCCGCGUCAAACAAUUGUUAUUAUUGAUAAGAAAUCCUUAUCAGCUACCGUUUGACAGAUAAAUUUUCUUCGCUGAAACAAUAUGUUAUUAGGCGUCGAGCCGUAUUCCUGAUAAUUCUUGAAAAUGUUGAGUGUUUCGGAGGUGUUUAAAUUCUUCGGGUUGUGUGUGUCUGUGCUAGUCUUCACGCAAUGUUAUCCGGAAGAAACCAGGGUGAUGACGAGGGAAGAGCGCUACAGGCUCAGGGAAGAAACGCGGGACAUGUUUUAUCAUGCAUAUCGAGCUUAUAUGGAAAACGCCUACCCUGCAGAUGAACUCAUGCCGCUGAGUUGUAAGGGCAGGUACAGGGGGCUUACACCAAAUAGAGGCGACAUUGACGACUGUUUAGGCAAUUUCUCACUAACAUUAAUCGAUACUCUGGACUCUUUAGUGGUGUUAGGUGAUUUAGAAGAAUUCGAACACGCCGUUAAGCUCGUUAUAAAGGACGUAUCGUUCGACAACGACGUCGUGGUGUCUGUCUUCGAAACGAACAUUCGAGUUUUAGGGGGACUUCUAUCAGCUCACAUUCUCGCCGAUUAUUUACAACAGCGAGAUGGAAUACUGCCAUGGUACAAGGGCGAACUACUCAAUAUGGCCAAAGACGUCGGCUACAGGCUGUUACCGGCUUUUAACACCACCACGGGGAUACCCCACUCCAGAGUGAACAUGAAAUACGGCAUCAAGAGUGAUCGCUUGGAGUCUGCUAGAGAAACGUGUACAGCUUGUGCGGGUUCCAUGAUCUUGGAGAUGGCAGCACUGUCGCGACUCACCGGCGAGCCGAUUUUUGAAGAAAAGUCGCACAAAGCGAUGGACGAGUUGUGGAAAAUGCGCCAUCGGAGUUCCGACCUUAUGGGUACUGUGUUGAAUGUCCAUUCAGGCGAUUGGGUUCGGAGGGACUCGGGAGUCGGUGCUGGCAUCGAUUCCUACUACGAGUAUUGUCUGAAAGCCUACAUUUUGCUGGGAGACAACAAGUAUCUGCAUCGGUUCAAUCGACAUUACAACGCUGUGAUGAAAUAUAUAUCUCAAGGUCCGAUGCUUCUCGACGUCCACAUGCACCGCCCCCAUACCAACUCCCGCAACUACAUGGACGCACUCCUUGCUUUCUGGCCCGGCCUCCAAGUCCUCAAGGGCGACCUGAAGCCCGCGGUGGAAACCCACGAGAUGCUGUACCAAGUCAUGCAACGUCACACCUUCAUUCCCGAAGCCUUCACCACCGACUUCCAGGUCCACUGGGGCAACCACCCUCUGCGACCCGAAUUUUUAGAAUCCACGUACUUCCUCUAUGGUGCCACCAACGAUCCCUACUACCUGGAAGUAGGAAGAACCGUAUUAAAUAGUUUACAAAAAUAUGCACGAGUGCCUUGCGGCUACGCCGCCGUCAACGACGUCAGAACUAGGAAGCAAGAGGACCGAAUGGACUCUUUCGUGCUCUCCGAAACGCUGAAAUACCUGUAUUUGUUGUUCGCGGACAAGGAGGAUUUGGUGUUGAACUUGGAUGAGUUUAUUUUUACGACGGAGGGGCAUCUGUUGCCUCUGAGUUUGGCCGGGUAUAGCGGAAAUAAGACUGUUAGUGAUCUGGACGUGGAGGAGGGGGAGUUCGCGAGAACGUGUCCGAAUACGUUGCAGUUGUUUCCGGAGACGGUUAGGAAGCCGUUGCAGAAUAUGGUGGACGGGAUGUGUCCGAAGAGGAAUUCGAAAAGGAGGCUGACCGCUGCCGAAUUUUCGGCGUCUAAUAUCAACCACUUGAAGAUGAUCAAGGAUAUGGGGAUUAAUAUCAUUGCGUUGAGUGAUGGGAGAGUGCAACUUCUUCAUACGUUUUCUUCGGCUCGUUCGACCGCCGACGGCGAAGAAGGCCUCCUCUUCAUGCAAGAAAUGAUGGAACUCUCCAAGAUCCAAAACCACCAACCUGACGCGUCUCCGCAGUCGGUCACCUUCACCAUCAAAGACGCCACCGGCACCGACCAAGUGCUCACCGUUCAAGCCGGCCCUUCCCAAUUCGGCAAGAACCUGCUCGGCGACCAGAAAGUCACAGCUCGCACCAUGAUCAUCCACCCCUUCCGUGCCUGCAGCGAGCUGGUGCAGACCGAGGCCAUCAAGGGCAAGAUCGCCAUCAUGGAGCGAGGAGACUGCAUGUUCGUGGACAAAGCACGAAAAGUACAAAAGCAUGGAGCCGUGGGGGCCAUCAUCAUCGACAACACCCCCGGCAGCAACGCCGCCACCUCCCCCAUGUUCUCCAUGUCCGGAGACGGCACCGACGACGUCACUAUACCCACGGUGUUCUUGUUCGCGCAGGACGCGUCGAAGCUGCUGUUCGCCUUGUCGAGGGACCCCAGCAUCGAAGUCACGCUGAGCGAAUUCAAGGAAGGAGAGGCCUGGGGUCAGAGCGAAGAAGAAAGCAUGUUUUAUAAAUUGAAAGUGUCCGUCCAGGAGUUUUUGAAUAAGCAUACGGGGAUUGCGUUUACGAAGUCGGUACAAGUGGGAAAUUUUAAAGCGAGUAUCGGUUCGGACAAGAUUAGGAUAACGUUCGAGGAGAGUCAGGAGGGGAGUCAGGAGAAGAGUUCCGACGACACGGUCACGACACCGCAGUGGGUCCAAGUUCGCAAAGAUCUCCUCAAAUCGAUAAUGACUUCCGAAAGUAAGGAACUGUUUGUUCCUUUGAACAUUUUGAGGAUUUACUACCAGACGUUGAGCGACGAUCCCAUGGAGGAUAAACGGGUGCAAGAUACGGUUAAGCAAGCUGAGUGGUUGCUCAAUCAGCUCUCCAUCGAGCACGCCAAUAAACAAGAUUCCUUAAUAAAAGUCGAAGAAAACGUCAAAGUUCUCUCUAUUCUCGCGGAUUUGAAUCAGUUGGCAAAAGACGGCAUCAGUUUGGACAAGGACGAGUUGGCGGAGUUGGAGGAUAAAGAAACCUUGAAGGCUUUGAGUUCCGUGCUUAACAGUGUAGUGAGGGACGUUAAAUUUAAAAAAGAACAUUUAGAGACCGUUGCGAAAAAAUUAGAAUCGAGCGAUGAUGAUUUGGUGAUAGGUGAGAUCAAGCCUGAGGAGAAGGAUAGGGAUUCUAGUGAAAUUCAUAGUGAUAGUGAACAUAUUAAAACGAAAAUUAAUCACGCAGUCGACGAAUUAUGAUUGAAACAUUUAUAAUUUUUGUUAUUUCGAUUGGUCUCAUAGGAGCGCAGCAUUUGUUUUCGGUGGUAUACUUUAUAUCAUUUUUUGUAAAUACACUGUUUACCACGUGUACAUUGCAUAAUUGUAUAUACUCUAUUUAUAAAAUUAUCUGUAAAAACAAAAUUGUGAGAAUAUUUUUAUAUUAUUAUAUUAAAAUGUUGAACAUAAAACAAUAAAUU
Molecule: messenger RNA, 3576 nt
Organism: Zophobas morio
Lineage: Eukaryota; Metazoa; Arthropoda; Insecta; Coleoptera; Tenebrionidae
Gene: Edem2
Product: ER degradation-enhancing alpha-mannosidase-like protein 3
Exons: 7
Coding region: 320-3358 (1012 amino acids)
Biological process (GO): endoplasmic reticulum mannose trimming; mannose trimming involved in glycoprotein ERAD pathway; carbohydrate metabolic process
Cellular component (GO): membrane; endoplasmic reticulum
Molecular function (GO): mannosyl-oligosaccharide 1,2-alpha-mannosidase activity; calcium ion binding
Source: RefSeq, a predicted model, not a curated record